This is a messenger RNA of Solanum tuberosum (potato), 1944 nucleotides long. RefSeq names its product protein DETOXIFICATION 43-like. The record is from RefSeq and is a predicted model, not a curated record. Gene Ontology annotation, biological process: transmembrane transport. Gene Ontology annotation, cellular component: membrane. Gene Ontology annotation, molecular function: antiporter activity; citrate transmembrane transporter activity; xenobiotic transmembrane transporter activity. The coding region runs from base 136 to 1749 and encodes 537 amino acids. Lineage: Eukaryota; Viridiplantae; Streptophyta; Magnoliopsida; Solanales; Solanaceae. The transcript is spliced from 14 exons.
AACAAAGAAGCCAGUGGACUAGAAGAGAACUUGUUCACUUGUUUGGCAACUUUCAAUCAUUUGUACUUUUAACUUCCACAUAAAGGUGCACUAGCCAACGCGUUUUGCGCGAUAAGUUAUCAAAAUCAAGGACUCAUGGCUGAAGUUGGCAAUGUAGCUUGCACUGAAAGAAGAUGGAACAUACCAAUCUUUGUUUUCUUUGAAGACAUUAGGAAUGUCUUUAAAUUCGAUGAUCUUGGCAUGGAAAUCCUACGUAUCGCGUUCCCUGCAGCUCUUGCAUUAGCUGCUGAUCCUAUUGCUUCUCUCAUUGAUACAGCAUUCAUCGGUCAUUUAGGGGCAGUUGAAAUUGCAGCAGUAGGAGUUUCAAUUGCCAUUUUUAAUCAAGCCUCUAAAGUCACAAUUUUCCCUUUAGUGAACAUAACUACUUCAUUUGUUGCUGAGGAAGAUACUGUUAGAAGAAUUAGUGAAAAAGAAGCAAAAGCUGAUUUGGAGAAGGGUAAAAUGGAGAAGAAUGAUUCAACAAAACAGCUAAUACUAACUGGUGAUAAUUACAAUGACAAGACGGAAACCAAAGAGACUGUGUUAGCACCAGAAUUUAAGACGACAAAAUGUGAGUCUUUGGAUAAUAAAAGUGAAGGCAAACUCAAACAUGUGAAGCGACAUAUUCCAUCAGCUUCAACUGCAAUUCUCAUGGGAUGCAUUCUUGGCAUUCUCCAGACGAUUUUCCUUAUAUUUCUCGCGAAACCAAUUUUAAGCUUAAUGGGUGUGAAAUCUGAUUCUCCUAUGCUUUCUCCAGCAAAGAAGUAUUUGACCUUGAGGGCAAUUGGUGCCCCUGCAGUCCUUCUUUCUUUGGCUAUGCAAGGCGUUUUUCGCGGUUUCAAGGAUACUAGAACUCCGUUAUUCGCUACUGUUGCUGGAGAUUUGACAAACAUAAUUUUGGACCCAAUCUUUAUUUUUGUUUUCCGUUGGGGUGUUAGUGGUGCUGCCAUUGCUCAUGUUCUUUCUCAGUACUUGAUAUCGAUUAUUCUCCUAUUUAAAUUGAUGACAGAAGUUGAUCUAUUACCUCCUAGCGCGAAAGAUCUGCAGUUCAGCAAAUUUCUCAAGAAUGGAUUUUGGUUACUAGCAAGGGUGAUAGCUGUUACAUUUUGUGUGACAUUGGCUGCAUCAUUGGCUGCACGAUUAGGCACAACGCAGAUGGCUGCAUUUCAAGUUUGCUUACAAAUCUGGCUAACAUCAUCUCUGCUUGCUGAUGGAUUAGCUGUAGCAGGACAGGCAAUACUUGCUUCUUCAUUUGCUGAGAAAGACUUCCAAAAGGCAAAGGCUGCAGGAGUUCGAGUCCUACAGAUGGGAUUAGUGUUGGGAUUCGGACUUGCUAUAGUUGUUGCAAUUGGGUUAUACUUCGGAUCAGGAGUCUUUUCAAAGGACAAAAAUGUUAUCCGUUUCAUAAUCAUUGCCAUCCCGUUUGUUGCUGGUACACAACCAAUCAAUUCAGUGGCAUUUGUGUUAGAUGGUGUCAACUUUGGAGCAAAUGAUUUUGCAUACUCUGCAUAUUCCAUGGUUUUGGUUGGUGCACUAACCAUAACCUGUGAGUUUGUCCUUUCAAAAACCAAUGGCUACAUUGGUAUAUGGAUUGCUUUAGCCAUAUUCAUGGUUCUGCGUACAUUUGCCGGUUUAUGGAGGAUGGGGACAGGAACAGGACCAUGGCGUUUUCUGCGGAUUCCACCGAUGUCAGCAGAAGUCAAGUCAUAGAGUUGCUAGAGCACUUAUGUGACUAUAUAUAUUAAUCCAUCUAUUAUUUUCCUUGGGAGUUAUAAUUAUUUUUCUUGCGUAUAGGGUAAAAAUUCUACAGAAUUUUUUACUCAUAUAUAUGUUACUAUAAUUUAAUAAUAAUAUAUAGUGAUGUCAUUUUCAUAUGAUUUUGACAUUUUUGUAAUGGAAUAUGGC